AAAAAAAACUCUUUUUGGAAAAUUAAUUUUGAUUUUAGUUUAUUAUAAUGAAAUAAACAAAUUUAAUUCAAUUAUUUAUAAAAUUUUUAACUUAUAUUGAAUUUUUUUUUUUUAUGGAGAAAGUUGAUGUUGAUGAAAUGUGUUUGUGUUGAUAAACGAUUAAAAUGGCCGCCGUUUCGUUAUGAGUGAAUACAUAGUUUUUUUAGUAAUUAAUGAAGAAAAUAGAAUCAACUAGAUAAAAAUUCGAUUAUUUUCGUUAUUUAAUGGACUGGUAUACAAAAAAAUGUUCUUGUAAAAAUUAUAUUGUGAAAUAAGUUACGUAAAUUCACAAUUAUGGUACAUUAAAUGCUUGACGAGUGUUUAUGUCUAAUAACAUGUUGUGAAUAUUUGUGAUAAAUAGUAAGUGAUUUUAUGAUUGUGCAUUAAUAAAUAGUUUAAAUAUUGCGAAAUGAGUAAAAGAACAGGCCGUAAACCUAAGCGUACAUCAAGAAGACGUACUAGAAGGCAUUCUUCAACAUCGGAACCAGAAUCGGUUGAAGAAGUGCCAGUUAAAACUAGAUCAAGCAGUCGAAUUGAUGAAAAUGAAAAAAAAGUUGCUCUUACAAUUAAACUACCAAAACCAGAUACUGAAGUUUGUAAUGAUGAUACAUCAACGGGUAUGUGGAAGGUAGAAUGUUCUAAUGGAUCAGAUGGAGACAUUCAAAAACUCAAGAUUAGUUUAAGACGUUCUCCUAAAGAUUUGAUAAAAGAACAAGCUGCUGAAGCAAAAUAUGCAGCUGUCAAAGGUGGUAAAGAAGAAGCUGCUGGAAGUUCUUCAGUGAAUUCUUCAGUAUUAGAUGGAAGUGUUACUAAUUACUUGGACAGUUCUGUAACAAAAGAAAAAGUUGAACAAGAUGAGUCUAACAAUGCUAACCAAGAGGAAGAAAAAGACAAAGAAGAACCUGAAAUUCCUGUUGAAACAGUAUCUUCUAUUAUUCAAGAAACUGUAAUUAUACAAGCUAAUAUUACUAAAAGUAGUGAUAUAACACCUUCUGAAGUUUUAACACCUCAAUCUGAGGACACAGUUGUGGAAAAUAUAUGUACUGAUAAUAUUAAGAUCAAUGUAGCUAACACUAAUGAAACAAUUGAAAAUAUAUCGGAACCAAUAAUGAUAAGUGAAGCUAAUGAUUUGUCUAAUGCUAUACAACAACAUGCUUUAGAUUCAAGUUCAAAACCUCUAGAUGAGAAAUGUAAAUUAUCUGAGACUACUUUGGAUGAUAAAGUAGAACAUACGGAUACUACUAUUUUAUUAGAGUCAAAAGAAGAGACUCGAGAAUGUUUGCCUGAAUCUGUAGAGAGUAUAAUAAGUAAUUUAAAUGAUCCUAAAACAAUUGAAAAAUCUAAUCAUAGCAAUACUAUUAAUAAAAUUCAAUUAGAAAAUGUGAAUAAAAUAGAUGUUAAUGAUUCUGAACAAAUGGAAGAUGUUGUACAGCUAACUGUCGAAUCUCCUGACUUAGUUGACGAAGAUGAAUCUAAACCUGUUGAAGAAUUAAAUUAUGUGUCUUCAUCAGAAAAUAUCAUAACACAAGAUAAAAUAUCAAAUGAUACAAAAACAGAGCAUGUAGAAACAUUUAGUGAUACAUCAAACUCACAUUUUACUCAUCCAAAGCGCAAAUGGGGUUCUUGUAAAACAAGAAUUCCAAUAACGAUUAAUCCUUUUACAUUAGGACUAAUUAUUGAAUCAAAUGGCGAUUCCAUCGGUGAUAAUGGUGAAUAUCGUUCAGAAGAAGGGGAGAUUCAAAAGACGGAUUCUGAGGAUAAUAACUCAGAAGAAGAAGGUAUGGAAAUCAAUGAUACUAUGAUGAUAGACCAUGAAACUGUUGAUUAUGAAGCACCUGAUGAUGAAGAUAAAGUUGAAAACGAAGAAAAUAAAUCUGAUAAAUCAUUAGAAGAACCUAAUGUUGUUAAAGAACCUAUUAAAAAAAAAUCUAUGAAACGUAUGUCAAGUGUAAUACAUAUAACAAAUCUUGUGCGACCAUUUACUGUAGGACAGCUUAGAGAUUUAUUACAAAGAACAGGUAAAAUUGUCCCCAAUGGAUUUUGGAUUGAUGCAAUCAAAUCUCAGUGUAUUGUAGAAUAUGAAAAUGAAGACCAAGCAAUUGAAACUGUGUAUGCUCUUAAUGAAUCCCAGUGGCCUUCAACUAACCCAAAGUUUUUAAAAGUAGUAUUUAGUGACAAAGAAGAAUUAAAUAAAGCAUUGAAUGGGUCAAAUUUAGAUCAAACAGAUAGACAUAAAAUAUCAAAAGUUGAAAAACUUAGAGUGCAGAUUGAAAAUCAUAAUACAAUUCUAAGAGAAUGGGAUAAAGGUAAAUUAGAAGAUAUGAAUGGGGAUGAUGAAAAACCUAAUAAAAGAAAAUUAUCAGAUGGUGAUAGUAUGAUUAAAGACAAGAAAAUAAGAAAAGAUGAAAAAGAUUCUUCAGAUAAAAAAAAGAAAUCGAAGUCCAAAACUCCUGAACGUGUACCAACUAAGAGCUUAGAUGAAUUAUUUAAAAAAACUAAAACUACUCCAACUUUAUAUUGGUCCCCAUUAUCUGCUGAAGAAAUAGCAGAAAAAGAAGAUCAGCGCCGUAAACAUUUAGCUGAUAUGGAAAGAUCACUAAAAACCGAUCGAAGAAGAAGAGAUAAUAAUAACUAUCCUAGAAGACGUUAAUUUUGUAUAUAAUAAGUAUUUUAUACAUAAAAAAGAAAACCUACAAUUUUUUUUACAAUAUGGUACUUCUGAGUUUUGUCUUUAAAUCAGAAUGUAAACUCAUUAACAAAUAGUAAAAAAAAAGAAAAUUAUUGUAGGUUAAUUUUUUUUCAUAUUCUGUUUUUUAUUUAGGGAUUACUAUCCAAACACUGUUUUUAUGAUGUAAUAAUUAUAAAUCGUCUUUGCGAUAAAUAAUUUUAUUUAUCAUAAUAAAGACUGUAUAGAAUGAAAA
Daktulosphaira vitifoliae (grape phylloxera) is the source of this 2960-nucleotide messenger RNA. RefSeq names its product apoptotic chromatin condensation inducer in the nucleus (gene Acn). NCBI's taxonomy places the organism in Eukaryota, Metazoa, Arthropoda, Insecta, Hemiptera, Phylloxeridae. The record is from RefSeq and is a predicted model, not a curated record. The transcript has 2 exons. The coding region runs from base 449 to 2689 and encodes 746 amino acids. Gene Ontology annotation, molecular function: nucleic acid binding.